Scedosporium apiospermum is the source of this 3432-nucleotide messenger RNA. RefSeq lists its product as uncharacterized. The transcript has 6 exons. Bases 1 to 3432 code for a protein of 1143 amino acids. Gene Ontology annotation, molecular function: calcium ion binding; phosphatidylserine decarboxylase activity. The record is from RefSeq and is a predicted model, not a curated record. Gene Ontology annotation, biological process: phospholipid biosynthetic process. Lineage: Eukaryota; Fungi; Ascomycota; Sordariomycetes; Microascales; Microascaceae.
AUGGUACGAAUAAUACCAUCUCGCUUGAAGUCAUCCAGCUCCAUCACCAGCUCUGCGUCCAACAACGGCCGAAGCAACAGUCCGCCCAAGAAUAGAGACAAAGACACCAUGAAUUCGACUCGCGAUAAUGGCUUGGCUCUCAGGGUUUCCAUCCUUAAGGGCCGCAACCUCGCUGCCAAAGAUCGAUCUGGCACUUCCGAUCCGUAUCUAGUCUUGAUCAUUGGCGAUGCCAAAGCAAUUACGCAUUCAGUUCCCAAGACCUUGAACCCAGAAUGGAACGUGAUCGAAGACCUGCCCGUCAACUCGGUUCAGAGCUUGCUCCUUGAUGUCAUAUGCUGGGAUAAGGAUCGCUUUGGAAAGGACUAUAUGGGCGAAUUCGACCUCGCCCUCGAGGAUAUAUUCGCCAAUGGCGAGCCGGUUCAAGAGCCAAAGUGGUACCCGCUGCGAAGCAAGAAACCUGGCAAGAAAACUAGCAUUGUCUCCGGCGAGGUACAGCUCCAGUUCACUCUUCACGACACCUCGAACCCCAACGCUACCCCUCAGCAAAUCUUCGACAAGUUCAACGCUCUUGUCAAGACCGUCCCCGAAAGCGCAUCGCGGAAUAUCACGCCGGCCAUGACUCCGAGCCACGGGAAGAGUAGAAGCCCGAAACUGGGCCCGACUUCUACGCUACUUGCACCGACUCCCAACACCGUUCCAGGAGAGGGGCUUGACACUACACUGUCAGAUCUUGACGACGAUGAGGACGACGAGGACGAGGACUACGACAUUGACGUGAGCGAUGAGAUUCUCGAGGAGGAUGCGACAAAGCCUGAGGCUAUCGAGCGGAGAAAGCGCCGCCUACGCAUCAAGAGACUAAAGAGGAAGAGGAAGGAGAACGCCUACGAAUUCAGUGGUGAUUCCGAUGUAUUGGGCAUCAUAUUCCUAGAAAUUUGCAGUAUUACGGACCUGCCGCCGGAAUCCAACCUCACUCGGACAAGCUUCGAUAUGGAUCCUUUCGUAGUUGCCUCGCUAGGCAAGAAGACCUACCGAACUCGACGAGUCCGCCACAACUUAAACCCCGUGUUCAACGAGAAGUUGCUUUUCCAGGUUGUAUCUCACGAGCAGCAGUACUCCUUCGCUUUCACCGUCAUCGACCACGACAAGUAUUCCGGCAACGAUUUCAUCGCCUCGUGCAACCUUCCAGUCAAGGAUCUGAUCGACAAGGCCCCCAAGGCCAAUCCGGAGACAGGCCUCUAUGACUUGCGAGAUCCACCGGAAUACGAGCAACCUAAGCGCCAGCGAUUCAGGAAGCUCGGAUCUAAGAUACCCUCUGAUACCGCUCCUGCGGCCUCUGUCGCGCCAUCGGCUACGUCGAACUCAGCAGCGCCGUCGGCGCAACCUGUUGUAGUCGCGUCGGGUGAUACCCUUGCCGUCCCAGCUCCGCCUGGCGAAGGCCCAGAAUCGCCACCCACCGAACCAGAGACUCAAGACUUCUACGAGUUCUCCUUGCCGUUGAAGAUGAAGAAUCUUGAAAAGUGGGAAGACAAGCACAGCCCAGUUUUGAAUCUGCGUGCGAAAUACAUGCCUUACCCUGCCUUGCGACAACAAUUCUGGAGAGCUAUGAUCAAGCAAUAUGACGCAGAUGAGAGUGGCCAGAUCAGCAAAGUCGAGCUAACUACUAUGCUUGAUACGCUCGGAUCGACCCUCCGCGAGUCUACCAUCGACAGCUUUUUCCAGCGCUUCCCUCACCGGAUCAACGGAGGCGAGGAGCAGGACCUGACGGUAGAUGAGGUCGUCAUCUGUCUCGAGGAGCAGUUGUUGGCCAAGAGCAACAAGCAACCAUCCCUGGGUGACCGCGUGAAGGACCGCGUGAAGGGCAUUGUUGCCCCUCCGAGCGGCGAAAGUGACGGUUCGACGGCGUCUAGCGAAUCGUCUGCCACCACACCACCCGGCACCGUAGGACCGGUAGAACCGGCGGCACGACCACCUAUACUUCACCAGGAUUCAAGCGCGUCAUCAACUAUUGUAGUACCGGAGCUAAUUGCCCCAGGUGAAGAAGGCGACUUCCCCUCCAAGGACGAGCUGGUCGAAGACCGUGGCGAGGAACACGUCGUUGAAAUACGAGAAUGCCCCAUCUGCCACCAGCCGCGUCUCAAUAAGCGGAAGGAUGCAGACAUCAUCACUCACAUUGCCACUUGCGCCAGUCAGGACUGGAGACAGGUGAACAAAUUGAUGAUGGGUGGAUUCGUCACGGCUAGCCAAGCGCAGCGGAAGUGGUACUCCAAAGUUAUUACCAAGAUCUCGUAUGGAGGUUACAAGCUUGGCGCCAACUCGGCCAACAUCCUGGUCCAGGACCGAAUUACUGGUCAGAUCAAUGAGGAGAAGAUGAGCGUUUACGUGAGGCUCGGUAUCCGGUUGCUGUACAAGGGCCUGAAGUCCAAUAGCAUGGAGAAGAAGCAGAUUCGUAAACUCCUCAAGAGCAUGAGUAUCAAGCAAGGGAAGAAAUACGACGAUCCCGCGUCGAAAUCCCAGAUUAUUCCCUUUGUUGAGUUCCACAACCUCGACCUGUCCGAGGUGCUCUUGCCACUCGAAGAGUUUAAGAAUUUCAAUGAAUUCUUCUACCGCGCCCUGAAGCCCGGUGCUCGCCCAUGCUCCGCCCCCAACAACCCGCGCAUCAUCGUAUCGCCCGCCGAUUGUCGCAGCGUAGUCUUUAACAGGGUUGAUCAGGCGACGAAGGUCUGGAUCAAGGGACGAGAGUUCUCGGUCAAGCGGCUCCUCGGCGAGGCGUACGGCCACGAAGCUAAGCGCUACGAGAAUGGUGCUCUAGGUAUCUUUAGGCUAGCCCCACAGGAUUACCACAGAUUCCAUAUCCCUGUCGAUGGCGUCAUGGGUAAGCCGGAGCUCAUCGCAGGAGAGUACUACACCGUCAACCCGAUGGCUAUCCGAUCCGCGUUGGACGUCUACGGCGAGAACGUCCGUGUGCUGGUGCCCAUCGACAGCGUUGAGCAUGGCCGUGUCAUGGUCAUUUGCGUAGGUGCCAUGAUGGUCGGCAGCACCGUGAUCACGCGCAACGAAGGAGACAAUGUCAAGCGAGCGGAGGAGCUUGGCUACUUUAAGUUUGGCGGAUCGACCAUCGUGCUGCUCUUCGAAGAGGGCAAGAUGAGGUUUGAUGACGACAUGGUGGACAAUUCGAACACUGCUUUGGAGACGCUGGUCCGAGCGGGAAUGUCCAUUGGCCACUCGCCCAAUGAAUCCCAGUGGAAGCCGGAUAUGCGCAAGGACGAGAAGGACGUAACGGAAGCGGAGAAGGCUGAGGCCAAGAGGAGGAUUCAGGGUUCGUCCUCUCCCCCAGAAACCCCUGAGGCGAGUGGUGACGAUAAGGCUCCGCGGCUUGGCGCGCCGCAGGAUGGUGUUGGCGAGCUAGGUGAUGGCAAGGGAAACUUGUCGUAA